UCGUGUUUAAGAACAUCAAAAUGUAAUAUAAGAAUAUGGAUGUACUUAUUUCUAUUUAUAAUUAUAAAAAUAUACGUAGUAUUUUAUGUUCUUUUACAAAGAUUACAAAACUUUUUUUUUUUCUUUUUUUUUUUGUAAUAUACAAUCGACUGUGUUCUUUUGUUGCACAAUGAGCACUAUACACUCUUAAUACAACGAGCACACUUUACAUCUAUCCGUACUUAACUAAGAAUGUUUAACAACCUACACUUUCAAGUUUCAACUAGUAUUCAUUUCCAAGAAAUUGGUCCUCAACUUGUAACUUUGUAAGUUGACAUUUAUCUAAGAGUCUAAAACACUACUAUGAACUAUUGGAAGAAUGGACGUGGAGUGCAUUUUUGUACCUAUUGCAUCCAAAAUAGUUGAUAUAGACCUACCUUUUUUUUUUUAAAAAAAAAAAGCAUAUUUAAGAACGAGUUGAUUAAUAUAGAACAAAAAUAUUGACUGAAUUUAAUUCCAUGUAUUUAAGAACGAGGCUAUUAACACAAAACAAUAACAUAGACGGGAUUCGAUCCUAGAUUUCAGUUCCAAUCUUAUUACUUAAAAGAAACAUUCUUUUAGUGAGAAUUAAGCCAUUAUGAUAAUGGAUAUGGCAGGCAAGAGUUUAUUUGAUUAAUUUUCUGACAACACAAACUCAUCAAAGAAAAGAGUUAAAAUAAAGCAAUAAAUCAAUCUCAAAAAUAAGUUUAAAUGGUAAUAAAUAUUUGUUCAAGUACUAGUAGUGGCAUAUAAAAUCCAAACCAUGGCAACAAGAAAAAAUGUCCCUACUUCCCCUAUCAAUUCAAGGCUAUCAUAAUCAAUACAGAAUUCCCAGAUCAUAACACCCUUUUCUACCUUUUAUGGCCUACUCUUUAAACUCACCCCACACUUCCACAUUCUUUAACAAAAUGUGAUUUUGCAUUUGCAUUCUCAUUCUUCAACACCUCACCUUUUUUCUCUCUCCUAAAAAAAAAAAAAAUGAAACACACCCAAAUUCUCAAAUUCUUAUUUCUAAUAAUCCCAUUAUCUAUAAUCAUCAUCUUCAUACUCUUUAUCUGCUUGUUCAAGAGAAAAAACCCAGAAAAUCAGAAAGAAGGUGGUGAAUCAGAUAAUGACCCAGAAUUAGGAAACAUAAUUAACAGUAUUAGUAAUGAUGAACAGUUGAUGUGCUUUGAAGGGGGUGAAGAUCUAGCUGUUUCUGACAUUUUAGAUGCACCUGGUGAAGUGAUUGGAAAAUCAAGCUAUGGUACAUUGUACAAAGCUGAUUUAUUUAGGAAAAAUAAUAAUUGUAAUUCAGUUUUGUUGCUUAGAUUUUUGAGACCUGCUUGUAGUGGGUCCAUUAGAGAAGUAAUUCCUGUAGUGCAUGCAAUUGGUUUGGUCAGGCAUUCUAAUUUGGUCCCUCUUAAGGCUUUUUAUAUGGGUCCCAGAGGUGAGAAGCUUUUGGUUCAUCCAUUUUAUGUUCAUGGAAAUCUUGCUCAGUUUAUUAAAGAUAGCAACAAUGAGUCCUACAAAUGGGAUGUGAUUUAUAGCAUUGUCCUCGGUUUAGCAAAGGGAGUGGCUUAUCUUCACACGGGAUUUCACAAACCCCUACUACAUGGAAAUCUCAAGUCUAAAAACGUAUUGUUGGGGCCAGAUUUUCAGCCAUGUAUAUCAGAUUACAGUCUAUAUCUGGUAUUGAACCCAACAGCAGGACUAGAAAUGCUCGAGACUUCUGCAGCUCAGGGCUAUAAGGCGCCUGAGCUUAUGAAAAUGAAGGAUGUUAGUGAAAGUACUGAUAUAUACAGUCUUGGAAUACUCUUGCUAGAAUUGCUUACUGGCAGAGAGCCUAUUAGUGUAAACUCGUCAGACUCUCAGGAAUUUUUCUUGCCUAAUGUCAUCCGAACUGCAAUUUUGGACCAUCGGAUCAAGGACAUGUAUCAUCCCAACAUUGUAUCUAAUCAAACAGGAAAACAAAGGCACAGGACAGAAGAUCGUGCCCUGAAGUUAGUUCAGCUUGCAAUGUCUUGCUGUUCAGCAUCGCCUUCUCUUAGACCACCAGCAAAUGAAGUCCUAAGGAAAAUCGAGGAAAUUGGGAAGGAACCAGCUUUACAACACAAAAGAACUUAACACAGGCAUUUGUUCACUAAUGAUUGAUGAAUGAUUAACAUCAUAUUAUGGCAAUUUUUUUCAUUGUCAUAAAAAUCAGGGCACGCCGGGACAGGGACAACAAAGAUCUUGUUGUAGGGAAAGUUUCAAACUUUUGAUGAAUCUGAUGUGCCCACAAUCUUAACAAAGUUGAAGGUUUGAGUCAGAUGGCAAAGAAAUCCAUUGGAAUUGUUCUCAGGCUGCUGGAAUUUCCAAGAUUUAUUUAAUUGCCUAGUAUCAGGGAAACAUGGGAUGCUGGAUUUUAUUGGGGCCCUCAUGAUGAUCUUCUUGUCUGGAGAUUACCCAAGAAUUUGGCUAAAGGAAAGCUUAACAAGAUCUUGCUAAUGAUGAUGUUUAACAGAAUGAUUUUUGCUCUAUUCAUUUUUUAGGGGUGGUGAGGCAAAGCCUGCAUAGUAUUUUUUGUGGGAUGUAGAUAUUUAUACUCAACUCGAACUAUCCAAAUUCGAGCAAUGAAGUAAAUUCUUGUACAACAAAAGCACAGGAAACUCGAACUAUGUUGUAAAGUGUUACUCUGUAGUAGUUUAAAUCUAUGCUGAUCAUUUGAAUCUCUCAUUCCACUCGACGACAAAUUGUUAUGUUCGUCUUCAACAUUACUAAUAGGUCCGUCCAAUUAUUAGUUAGGAUCU
Molecule: messenger RNA, 2789 nt
Organism: Chenopodium quinoa (quinoa)
Lineage: Eukaryota; Viridiplantae; Streptophyta; Magnoliopsida; Caryophyllales; Amaranthaceae
Product: putative kinase-like protein TMKL1
Exons: 2
Coding region: 997-2124 (375 amino acids)
Biological process (GO): protein phosphorylation
Molecular function (GO): ATP binding; protein kinase activity
Source: RefSeq, a predicted model, not a curated record